CUUCAGAGAAGAAAGUGUAAAGAAACAGAUAUGGCUUCUUCAAAUAAUAAAACUGUAUUUUUGAGGAAAUAUACAGCGAGAACAAAAGAAAAGAUUUUACAGAAUUUGGGGAAGGUCGAUCGUACAGCAGAUGAAAUUUUCGAUGAGCAUUUGAAUAAUUUCCAACUUCAACAAAGUUCGGCCAAUAGACUACAAAAGGAAUUCAACAAUUACAUAAGAUGUGUACGAGCGGUUCAAGUAGCAUCAAAGUCUUUAAUGGAAGCCAUAACAGAAGUAUAUGAGCCAACAUGGUCAGGAUCAGAAGCACUUUACGGUCAAGCAUCAUCCAUUGAAGUUUUAUGGCAAGACUUUUCGCACAAGUUGGGCGAUCAGGUGUUGAUUCCAUUAAACACUUAUACCGCACAAUUUCCAGAGAUGAGAAAAAAAAUUGACAAGCGCGGACGUAAAUUGGUCGAUUACGAUAGUCAACGUCACUCCUUCCAAAAUCUCCAAGCGAAUGCAGCAAAACGUAAAGAUGAUGUAAAGUUAACAAAAGGACGCGAGCAAUUAGAAGAAGCCAAGAGAACAUACGAAAUUCUCAAUACUGAGUUGCAUGACGAGCUUCCAGCACUUUUCGAUUCAAGAAUAUUGUUUUUGGUUACAAAUCUACAGACACUUUUCGCAUCAGAACAAAUGUUUCAUAAUGAAAUAUCAAAGAUUUACUCGGAACUUGAAGCAAUUGUCGACAAAUUGGCAACGGAAUCACAAAGAGGAUCAUACACGCUGAAAAAAUUGAAUUCAACUUCUAAUAAUAUUCAAUCACCCGUCAAAAGUCACGAAAUAUCCAAUGCUUCAAUCAGCUAUCCAACUCCAAUGACAAAUGGAAAUUCAACAGCAGCAACAAACGGUGCCACAUCUUCACCCUCUCCAAUAUCAUCAACUCAUUCACCGACGCCAUACGAACAAGAACCAGAUUUUAAGCCUGAAAUUGAGGCACAAUAUCAAAAUCAAGAAAGCUUAGGGCUUUCAGAGCCAUCAUAUCAGAAUGCGACGGCUAUAAUAAGUAAAAAUAACAUAAAUAAUAAUAAUGAUGCAGGUGAUGGACCGUCCACAACCACAACAACAACAAUAAACGGUGUCAAUAAUAAUAGCAUUAAUGUUGAAGUUAUUGAGGAACAGCAGAAGAAUGGUACGACAGAGACAACGACGAUGGAUGAGUCACAUUUAGAUAAUAACAGUCAAAAUAACAUUAGUAAGAGCAACAUAAAUGAAAAUAACCAAAUAAGCAAUAAUCAAAACUUACCGAAAAGUAAUAAUAUUAACAAUAACACGGAUGAGUUAUACGAUAUUCCGGUUGGUGCCAACACAACAAACUUGCCGCCAGGUGUGCUGUAUCGUGUUAAAGCUACAUAUAAGUAUGUAAGAGAAGACGCUGAUGAGUUGAGCUUUGAUGUUGGUGAAAUCAUUGAUGUUAUAGAAUAUGAUGAUCCAGAAGAUCAGGAGGAUGGCUGGCUGAUGGGAUCAAAGGACGGAGGGAAAGAGAAAGGAAUGUUUCCUGCAAAUUUUACAAGACCGUUGUAACGAGUCAAAGAAAAAAUAUAUUUUUUUUAUGUUCGUCCAUCUUUAUUAUUGACUUUCUAUAUUUAUACAAAAUAUAUUAUUACCCCCCCCCAUUCCUCCCCUCUUUUUUUGAAGAUCAUCGAAAUAACUUUAAAUUCUAUAUUUGACCUUAUUUGACCUUCCAUAUUUAAUUAUCGAAAACAAAAUAACACCAAAUCACAUUCACCAACAUUAUUUUUAUAAUUUUUUUGUUUAAUAUUGAGAACUAUUAACACUAACGUUGUGGGAUCUGCUUCCAAUUUUUUUAUAUAGUCAAAUAUUUUCAAGAUUUUCUAAAAAAAAAGUUUAUAAGAAAAAAUUUUAGUAGUGUUGAUGGCGCGUGAAGCUUUGGAAAUUGGGGGGAACUUGAUGAUAUGUGAAAUACUUGCUAAGUGCCCUAAAGUCGAAUGCAUUUUUAGGGUUUUUUUUGAACAGAUUAUUUGCCAAAAUUUUACAAAUAGAAAGGAAAUUUGUUCAAAAAUUGUUCAUUCGUACUUGCUGUACUGUAAAGUGAGCUUAAUAAAGUCACCACAUAAUUUCAAAAGCUUUCUGCACCUCAAUGAUAUCAAAUAAAUUUGAUGGCGAACUGACGAAAAUAAUAAAAGAAUUAAUAAUAAUAAUCCUUCCAUGCCAAGUAUAUAUAUUUAUACAACUGCAUAUUUAUGGAAUAUAUUGUAAUAUACAAUGCAAUUUCUUCUUCCCAAUUAUACACAAAAACAUUUUUCUUAAAUUUUAUUAUUUUAAAUGUUCAAAUGUUGGAACUAACCGAGAGAAACCCAAUUGCCAAAUUUUUUUCUUCUCACUAGAAUGGAGAAUGAAAAAAUGAAUAUAUAAAAAAAAGUUUUUUGACCUACUGUAGAAUUUGAACAAGAAAUAAUGACGAAGAGUAUAUCAAAUGAUGUGCCUUUUUUUAGUAAACAAAACAGAAUUUUUUUUUCUUUGUGGGUGGAUUUUUGUACACGUUAAGUGCUGGAAAAAAAUGAAUACCCGUGCUCAUAAGUUGUUAAUUAUUAUUAUUAUUAUUACUAAUGUCUGCAAAUCUUCUAGUUUAAAUUGAAAAGUUCGUUACAAAUUUAACAUUUUGAAUUUUAAUUGAAGCUUUUUCAGGUCAUAAAAUGUGAAGUUAACCUCUAAAAAUUCAAAUUUUAACGGAUUUCAAUAACCUGAAGUUGUGUUUGAUUCAAAAUUCCAAUUUUAACGGAUUUUAAUGACUUAAAGUUGGCUCAGAUUAAAAUUUAACGGAUUUUAAUGCCUUGAAGUUGUCCUUCAUUAUAAAAAUUUAUCGACUUGAUUAAAUGAAAUGUUAAAUUUGUAACGAACUUUUUUAAUAUAUUCUAAAGAUUUGUGUAUAUUAACUUACUAUAAUCACCAGUCUCUAAUUUUAAUCUUUCUUAAAAAAAAGAAAAGUUGCAUUAGUAAUUGUUUUAAAGCAUAAAAAAAAAUGUGUAAAGUCUGUAUUCUUUUUCUGUCAUUUCUAAUAUGUUUUUUUUUUUUCUAUUAGCCAGAAAUUACUCUUUUUUAAUACUGUCUUUCUUUGUUGAUCAGUUCACAGUUAUUUAAAUACGCAAGA
Chironomus riparius is the source of this 3148-nucleotide messenger RNA. NCBI's taxonomy places the organism in Eukaryota, Metazoa, Arthropoda, Insecta, Diptera, Chironomidae. The record is from the annotation of a GenBank genome assembly.